Messenger RNA from Limanda limanda (common dab), 1794 nucleotides. RefSeq names its product interleukin-17 receptor D. Gene Ontology annotation, molecular function: protein binding; interleukin-17 receptor activity. NCBI's taxonomy places the organism in Eukaryota, Metazoa, Chordata, Actinopteri, Pleuronectiformes, Pleuronectidae. The transcript is spliced from 12 exons. The record is from RefSeq and is a predicted model, not a curated record. Bases 1 to 1794 code for a protein of 597 amino acids.
AUGUGGAGGUCAGCUCUUGUGCUCCAGCUCGUCGUGCUUGCUCUCCCACUCUGGGCUCAAGACAAUAACACAACCACUGCUUUCACUCCUCAGGACUGCACUCUGGACUGCAUCCGCCAGGGAGCACCAGGAUGUGAAUACUGCAGAAUAACAAGAGCAGAUAUUAAGGAGGCGCUCGGAUUCAACUCCAUCCAAGAGUUUGGAAGUUGUAUCCCUUGGCCAUGCUUGGAGCUGCUAGGAGAAGAAGACCCUAAGAUCUGUCAGCAUUAUGUCCAAGCGCCAAACGAUGUGAAGGUCGAAUCUGUACAUGAGCCGAACUCCACCUCUGAAACUAUUCUUGUUUCCUGGAAACCCAGUUAUUAUGGGAUCGCCUUCCUGCGAGGCUUUCAGGUGUCCCUUCAGGCGUUGGGAGGAUCUACUAUUGCCUGUCAGCUCUUUCUCUUCCACCGCAACGUUUCCCUCAUGGCUACACAUGCUCAAAGGGUGUACAAGUCGGACCCUUUCACCGGACUCUCCGUUGGGUCCCAAUAUGCUGUUACCGUCAUGGCUCUGCCAGUGCCUGAGGAGUGGGAGAGGUUCUACAACAGCAAGAUCUUCUCCACACGCUCUUGUGAAGAGAAGAACGGUCUUGAACAGUGCAAAAACGACUGGUAUCCCAAAUAUGUGGAGGUGCAGCAGGAAGGGACUUCCAUCACUGUGACGUUUAACCUGGCUCCCCAAAACCUGGGCAUCACAAGCUACUUCUCCUUUUGUUAUGCAAACGGGAUGAAGACAUACACAGAAAUAAUGCCUAAUUCUUCCAAAAACAAAACUCACCACAGCUAUCAGCUGAAUGACCUCCAAGAAGGAACCAAUUACACUUGUGAGAUUGCUGCUAACGAAGUGGAUUCAGUGAGAACACCUUUUAACGUUCAGGUGAUGUACAUUCACAAAGAAGGUCCCAGGACACACGUUGUCACCACCUCCUUGGCUCUGAUACUUCCACUGUGCCUGGUUGCGGUAGUCAUUAUUGUAGUCAUACUGGUUGCUCUCACCAGGAGAAAGCCUGAGCUGCAGAUGAAGAUACGUGACAUAAAACCAGAUAUCAUCAGGCAAUACCCUGACAAUGGGAGUCAGGAAGAAAUGGUGUCAUUACCCAGAAGUAGGCUGACCCCUCCUCGUCUUCUGAUUUGCUACAGCAGCUUUGAUUGUCCUGCACAUGUCAACGCUGUCAUGCAAUUAGGGGCCUUCAUCCAGCAGCACAUGGCCACUCAGGUGUGCCUGGACCUGUGGGACUCUCUGAGCGUGGCUGAGGAGGGCAGUGUGGCCUGGCACUGCCAGCAGAUCCGGGAGAGUGACUUUGUCUUGGCGAUCUGCUCUCAGGGCCUGAACCGCAGAUUUGAGCCUUCAGGCCUAGAGAGUAAUGAUGAAGAGGCAGACAGGCAGCUGAACUUCAACGCCUUCAGCUCUAAUGCAGCCAUCCAACUUAUGGUAGAGGAGGUCUGCCGAGCUAAAGCCAAAGGGCAGGACCUGUCCAAGUACAUGGCAGCCAUUUUUGAGUACUCUGAGGAAACAGACAUCCCCACUGAGCUGAGGCUGGUAUCUCACUACAGGCUGAUGAGUGACUUGCCGCUGCUCUUCUCCCACCUUCAUGGGGUGGCUCUCCACAGACCUGGGGGUUACCUGAAGAUAAACAACAUCUCAGAGGAAAGUUUUGCCAAGUUGCCUGCUGGAGCAGCUCUGCAGUGGGCUAUCCAUGAGGCAGGACUGGCAAUAGGAGGCAAAAGACCCACUUCUGUGGAAGAGUGGGAAUAA